Hydractinia symbiolongicarpus is the source of this 2857-nucleotide messenger RNA. RefSeq lists its product as uncharacterized. NCBI's taxonomy places the organism in Eukaryota, Metazoa, Cnidaria, Hydrozoa, Anthoathecata, Hydractiniidae. The record is from RefSeq and is a predicted model, not a curated record. The transcript is spliced from 2 exons. The coding region runs from base 21 to 506 and encodes 161 amino acids.
UUAAUUAGAUUAUUUUCAAGAUGGCUAGCAACAACAUCGGAUCUGUAAUAAACUUUUAUCAAAAGAAAGUAAAUUUAGAGAAUGAAAAUAUUACUUAUUCAACUAAAGUAGAGCAAAAUAACGUUAACGAAUCUGUGAAGGCACGAAGCAACAACCUAGUAAAUGAAGGGCGGAAAUUGUUAGAAGCAGCCAGGCAGGAAUAUGAUGAAGCUGUUGUUUUUAAAUAUGACGUGAAAGUUUUUAUUAACGAGAUGGAACGCUAUACAGCGUUAUGGAAUACCUCUGCGCGGUCUCAUCAUGACCAAGACAGUUAUCCAAAAAAUUUAAUAAGCCAGUUGAAUUCCUCAAAAGUCAGUGAAAAAUCUUCGGGAAAACCUGAAAAGGUGCAUUGUGAAACGUUCAAAAAUGACGAAAUAUGGGGCAGCAUACCACACUUUGUCAAAAUGCAAAUAUUUGGCACAACUACAGUUUAUUCGAGAAAAUUUAAUAAACAAGGAAACAUGUAGUAAUGUUAUGAGCUCACCACCGCCAGUUGAUAUGUUUUCUAGUCCCGAAAUUAUGGAACGCCAAGGCUGUUUAUACGAUGAUUUGAUUCGGUCAUAAAACACUAUUUGUCGCUAUUGUAUUCGAUCUUGUUAUAAAUUUAUUCGAUUAUGCGCUAAAUUCAUUCGAUUAUGUGCUAUGUUCAUUCGAUUAUGCGCUAAAUUCGAUUAUGCGAUGAAUUCAUUCGAUUAUGCGAUGAAUUCAUUCGAUUAUGCGAUAAAUUCAUUCGAUUGUGCGCUGUUUGCAUGUCAUAAAUUAUUCGAUGCGCUGAAUUCAUGCGCUAAAUUAUUCAAUGCGCUGAAUUCAUGCGCUAAAUUAUUCAAUGCGCUGAAUUCAUGCGCUAAAUUAUUUGAUGCGCUGUUUGUAUGCGCUAAAUUAUUCCAUGCACUGAAUUCAUGCGCUAAAUUAUUCGAUAGUUUUGGCGCCUCAAUCAAAAUUAAAAUUAAAAAAUGGUAGCCUCUGAAUUUCUUAGAAAAUUAACAAUUUCGCGGUAACACUUUACCGUAGUGUUACGAUUAAGCGUCAGUCUAAUCUUGCAAAGUACAUUGAAAAUUUCUGAAGAAACUAUGGAAUAUUUAUUCUCCUAUAAUAUAAAAAAAUGAAUAAAACAAUAAGAGCUAAAAUAUCAAAAAUAUUCUCUCUGAAUAAAACAAAAAUUAAGUGUCCUUUUGGAAAGGGACACCGUAAACAAAACGAAGUUUACAAGUAAACAACUACCAAUUACAAAAUAAGUUUUGAAUCAGUGAAAAGGUAACGAAAGAAAGCAUAAAUGUUUGCAUUUAAUCUCAAGAGUUAAUUCCUAAUAGGCAUAAAUAAUAAAACUGUCGACGACUUUUAAAUUUGUCUAAAAAAUCAACUAGAAAAGGCGAAGUCAUAUAAACAAAACAGAGUGUUUUCGUCUGGAAGGGAAAUAGCAUUACUUUCCAUUGGUAAUUGCAAUUGAUUAAUGCAAGUGUUAUUUGUUGGAAGAAAUUAGGAAACUCUUGUGUCACAGUGCUCAGAAUUGAAUCAAACUCUCCAUUAGACAUUUCUGCAAAGUUAUGCUUUUUAAGUCCAUACUCUUCUAUUCUUCUAUAAAUUGUUUUCUCUGAAACGCAUUAGAUAUUGCUGAUCUCCGAAAUAAGACAGCCGUUAUCGAGUAGGUUUUGUAGGACUUCUUCAGGUAUUAGGAAUUUUGGAGCUCCUCCAUUUUCCCACUUUAACUUUUGUGGUUUAAUUCCACCAAAGCUGCAAAAUUUAACCCUCAAGUUCAUUAUAACUCCAUUAUCUGUUACACCUAAGAUGCUUUAGAGAAAACUACCAAAGUUUUCUCUAAAGCAUUUCGAAAUCAGCGGUUAUAUUUUCUUCACUAAACUUCAAAAUAAGAUGUUUCAAUCCAGAUUUCUCUAAUAACGCUCGUGUUCUUUCGUCAACCAUAUUAAUUUUGUAAUCCUUGAAUUUUGAUUGAGGCGUCAAAACUAUCGAAUAAUUUAGCGCAUGCAAACAGCGCAUGGAAUAAUUUAGCGCAUGCAAACAGCGCAUCUAAUAAUUUAGAGCAUGCAAACAGCGCAUCGAAUAAUUUAGCGCAUGAAUUCAGCGCAUUGAAUAAUUUAGCGCAUGAAUUCAACGCAUCGAAUAAUUUAGCGCAUGAAUUCAGCGCAUUGAAUAAUUUAGCGCAUGAAUUCAGCGCAUCGAAUAAUUUAGCGCAUGCAAGCAGCGCAUAAUCGAAUGAAUUCAUCGCAUAAACGAAUAAACUUAGCACAUAAUCGAAUGAACUUAGAGCAUAAUCGAAUGAAUUUUUACAAAAUCGAAUGAAUUAUAACAAAAUCGAAUACAAUUAGCAACAAAUAAUGUUUUAUGACCGAAUGAAAUCAUCGAAUUAGGUCGCCUUGGCGUUCCAUACAAAAUGGUUUCAGACUUUUCCGUGGUAGCAUAUUCCCCCGCAAGUGAUGAUACUCAAACUACACGUUCUGCAAAACGCUCAAAUUUGGAAAGUAGUUUUAGCAGUGGUAGUAGUAGUAGUAAAAAAUUGAAGGAACAGACAGCUGCUUAAAUGGACAUGCACGUCCUCAAUACUCUUAAAGAUAUUAGCGAAGAAACGAACACUAUAUCCAGUGGAAAAGUUGCAGAUGAAGAGGAUUGAUGAAGAUAUGCACUUUUGUAAGAGCUUUGUUCCAACACUGAGAAAAUUUGAUUCUCGAAGGAAUAAAUUGGCAAAAGUCAAAAUACAACAGUUGCUUUUCAAACUUGAAUUUGGAGAGACUGUAUAGAGUAAACUUUAUUAUUUUAUCAUAUUUUUGUAUAUACUUUUCAUAUAAAUAUUUCAAACAUCAAA